AUGAACUGUAUUAUUAAUAGUUAUAUGUUUAUUCAUAGUAAAGAAUUGUAUGGUUGUUCAUUGAAAUAGUAUGAUUAAGAAACCGUGAUUGCAUUGUCUACAUUUGGGGAAGGCACCUAAGAAUUAUUGGUGUUGUCAAAUAAGGAUGAUAAUUUGUAGAAAAAAUCUUAAAUCAAUCUUGAUUCCAAAUUUGUUAUUCAAUUAAUGUUGCUUAAUGAGUUAAUAGUUGUUGCAGGUGAAAGUUUCCAAAUCUUCAAGUAUUCUAAAAACAAAAUUGAUCAUCUUGUCGAUCUUCAAUCCAAUGAAGUGACUUCUUGUUUCGACAACGUUGAUAAUCAAAAGAUUAUUUCUGGUUCCAUCAAUUCAAUUCUAACUAUAUGGGACAUCAACACUCAAAAGGUUCUCUCCCAAACCUAAGUCUUCCAGAAUCAAGAAAUCUAUGACUUGAGUCUAAGUGCUGAUGGGAAUGUUGGAUCGCUAAUUACCAAUAAGAAUGGACUCUUUCGCUUUGAUGUAAGACUUAAUUAAAUUUUCCCCUUCUAAACCAGACAAUCACUAAAAUAUAGCAAAAUCAAUUAUAAUAAAUUUGACAACUCUUAUGUAAUGGCCAUCGAUCAAGAAAACGGUAUCAUCGAUUUAUACGAUACAAGGCAAAUACAAUAAACCUGCCAAAGAAUUAGAUGUUAAGACAUUAUAUCAAAUGCUGACUGGUUGAUGAACUCACUUAUUAUUUCAGCUUGUCAAGAAGGCAAUGUUGAAAUCAUUGAAAUGGAUACUCAUUUAAAGCAAUAUUAAAUUCGCAAAGAAUACACCAUAGACAAUAUGUAAAUUUACGAUAACAUAGUUGGUUUGAUAUCUGCCAAUCAUUUUGGAUUGAUAUACCUAAAAAAAUGA
Molecule: messenger RNA, 894 nt
Organism: Paramecium tetraurelia
Lineage: Eukaryota; Ciliophora; Oligohymenophorea; Peniculida; Parameciidae
Exons: 2
Cellular component (GO): nucleus
Molecular function (GO): protein binding
Source: RefSeq, a predicted model, not a curated record